ACCGCGCGCGCAAUCUUUGGCUGCGCGCGCAGCCUCAAUGAAACAACAAGGACCAGCUAGUACAAUUAUCAAAAUGAAUGCGAGCUAAUUGUGCGACAUUUCGCCACGAGAUAUGUCGAAUAAUUCAUUAUUCAAUACCGCCGGACCGUUCGUCGGGCGAAAACCGCCCAACGGACUGAUUCGCAACGGUCGGCUAGGCGAUGCCCCGCGCGCGUAAGUUCCUGCGGGGUGGGCGAGGGGCCGCCAUGACAGUCGUCGUAUUUUCUGUUAACCGCGAGCACGUAGGCCCCGCGGGCGACGUUCCUGUGGAAUUUUCUCGCGGUUUGGCGUCCGCUGCGACCAAAAGUGGCCGUCCCGCAUCCCGGCUUGGUCGGGCAGGCCGUCGCGGCUGUUGAGGAGACGGUGGGCGAGGGCGCGUGGCCAUUAUCGGCGAUUUGUUUGUGGGCUCCAGUGGCGAGGUGAGACGUCGAGAGAGGCAGCCAAAGAGCGCGGUGCGGCGCGGCGGUGUCGCGAGAGGCAGGCCUGCGCGGGGCUCCCCCCGCCGUCCCUGCCUCCCCCGCGCGCUACGUACGUCGGGACGAACGCGCGUCUCUCCCCCCGUCUGUGUGUGUGUUGCGGCGAAGGAAGCGAAGAGGCGGCUUCGUGGCCAACGGAGAACGAGAUGCGAGAACCGCCGAUGGCACAGCGCACCACGAUGAGAAAUGAAGUAUGUCAGAUACGUUUAAUUAAUAUCCUUCAGUGAACGAAGAUGAAUAGUGAGCAGCAUGCAUUGCCAGCGACUACGCAGGCACAACAAGAGGAUGUAAACGCGGGUCAAAGUGGUCGUCCUUCAUACCCAGGUGGUUUGGCUACUGCGACCGCGAGUCUUGGCAAUGUAGGGAGUACCCCCCAUUCAUCCGCGGACCUGCGUGUAGGUACUGCCGUAGCGUUAGCCUCCUCGGUAGCUAAGUAUUGGGUCCUCACCAAUCUGUUUCCCGGACCGCUACCUCAGGUCUCGGUCUACCACCAUUCCCACCACAACUCCUCGCAUAGGAGUGGUGGCGGUGGGGAGGCAUCAUCCUCCAAAGAGCCAGCCUCUUCACUCAACCAGGAAAUGGCGUUGACUUCCAGCUCGCAUCAUCAGCAACAGUCAACUGCCGCCCAUCAUCAUCAUCAGCCUUCGGUUAGCAGCAGCAGCCAUCACAGUUCUCUGCAGUCAAAUCCACAGAUUCCUGUAUCUCUUCCCGGCCUUAAUUUAGACGGCGCGCAUUUACCGGCGAGUGUUAGCCACCUGCAGGCUGCGCAUGCACAAAUGCAACAGCAAAUGCAAGCGCAAGCACAACAGCAGCUGCACCAGCAGCAACAGCAACAGCCACCGCCGCAGCAGCAGCAACAGCAGCAGCAGCAGUCUCAUCAUCAGAUGCAGAAUCAUCAAAACGCCCAGAAUAGCGGACCAACGGCACACAGUCAAAGCGCGCAACGAGACGAUAACAAAGUGAAGGACGAGGGCGGCAGCUGCACCACCGAGCGUUGCAGCGACAAUCAGGUUCACUGUCAAGUUCAAUGUGAUCUGCAAUUACAACCCCCACAAGAUCUUCAACAGAGCUUGAUGCAACAGCAGCAGCAGCAGCAACAGCAGCAGCAGCAGCAGCAGAUCGGAGUCAGUAUCAGCGGAAACUCCAAUACCGAGGGAGGGACGCAGAAUAACUCCGAGAAACCGGAAAAAGAGAAGGAGUUGCGACAGCUGAAUAUGACCCAAUUCCAAGUCCCUGAUUUAAAACCAGGAGGACACAUGAUGGAUGUAAGAACGGCAGAUGGAUCAGUUGUGAAAAUUAGUGCGGGAAACGAGCAGGAUUUGGCUAAAACUCUCGGCGUCGAAAUGGUACAAAAUAUGUACAAGGUAAACGUCGAAGAUAUAAACCAACUUCUGGCGUAUCACGAAGUUUUCGGAAAGCUGCAGAGCGAAAUAGCGGCCGGAACGACUCUGGUGGGCAGCACCGUUCCUACGCAGACAGUUACCACGAUACAGAACGGCACGCCGAUCGUGCAGCAAGUUCAACUGAACAAAUUCGACAUAAAAUCGAGCGACGGCGAAGCCACGCCCGGUCCGAGCGCGUCACCAGUGUCGGUUGGCAGCCACGCUUGCGAGAUAUGCGGAAAGAUCUUCCAGUUUCGUUAUCAGCUCAUUGUACAUCGUAGAUAUCAUACGGAAAGAAAGCCGUUCACGUGCCAGGUAUGCGGCAAAGCAUUCUCGAACGCGAAUGAUUUGACGCGUCACGGCAAGUGCCACUUGGGUGGAUCCAUGUUCACUUGCACCGUUUGCUUUCACGUUUUCGCGAACGCGCCUUCGUUAGAACGCCAUAUGAAAAGACAUGCCACCGAUAAACCGUACAAUUGCACGGUUUGUGGCAAGAGCUUUGCACGCAAGGAGCAUCUGGAUAAUCACACGAGAUGUCACACCGGCGAAACACCGUAUAGAUGCCAAUAUUGUUCGAAGACAUUCACUCGUAAAGAACACAUGGUAAAUCAUGUUCGCAAACACACUGGUGAAACUCCACAUCGGUGUGAUAUUUGCAAGAAGAGCUUUACUCGCAAAGAACACUUUAUGAACCAUGUUAUGUGGCAUACAGGAGAAACACCUCAUCAUUGUCAAGCAUGCGGCAAAAAGUAUACGCGCAAAGAGCAUCUCGCUAAUCAUAUGCGCUCGCACACGAAUGACACGCCGUUCCGUUGUGAAAUAUGUGGUAAGUCGUUUACGAGGAAGGAGCACUUCACGAACCACAUAAUGUGGCACACGGGUGAGACGCCGCAUCGCUGCGACUUCUGCUCGAAGACGUUCACGCGAAAGGAGCAUCUCCUGAACCACGUUCGCCAGCACACGGGUGAGUCUCCACAUCGAUGCGGCUUCUGCUCCAAAUCGUUCACCAGAAAGGAACACCUUGUUAACCACAUCCGCCAACACACAGGAGAGACGCCCUUCCGCUGUACAUACUGUCCGAAAGCAUUUACGCGAAAGGACCACCUGGUGAACCACGUCAGGCAGCACACGGGUGAGUCACCGCACAAGUGCCAGUAUUGCACCAAAUCCUUCACGCGGAAGGAACAUUUGACCAAUCACGUGCGUCAACAUACAGGCGAAUCGCCACACCGAUGCCACUUCUGCUCCAAGUCAUUUACUCGUAAGGAGCAUUUGACGAAUCAUGUGCGCAUCCACACUGGCGAAUCUCCACAUAGGUGUGAGUUUUGCCAGAGGACGUUCACUAGGAAAGAGCAUCUAAAUAAUCAUCUCCGUCAGCAUACCGGAGAUUCCUCGCACUGUUGCAACGUCUGCAACAAACCAUUCACUAGAAAGGAACAUCUCGUGAAUCAUAUGCGUUGCCAUACCGGUGAACGUCCAUUCGUAUGCACAGAAUGUGGCAAGAGUUUCCCACUGAAGGGCAAUCUCCUCUUCCAUAUGCGAUCGCACAAUAAGGGCAGCAACGCCGAGAGGCCGUUUCGUUGCGACCUGUGCCCCAAAGAUUUCAUGUGCAAAGGACACUUGGUCUCGCACAGGCGCUCGCACUCGGACGAACGGCCGCACAGCUGCCCGGAUUGCGGCAAGACCUUUGUUGAGAAGGGCAACAUGCUGCGACAUUUACGCAAGCACGCGGCCGAGGGACCGCCGACGCAAGUUAGCACGCCAUCGGCCAUACCGCAGUCCGGUGUUCUGCCGAUACCGGCGGCGGCUGCGGUUUUGGUCGGACACCCGUUAGCUCCGCCGGCACCCCCGGUUGUGCCGCAGCACACGGUAGUCGUUCCGACACCGCCCGGUGUACUGACGUCGUACUAAAUGAAAAAAAAAGGGGGAGGAAAGAAACGAAACGAAUGAAAAGAAUGAAAAGGAUGAAAAGGAGGAGAAAGCAGGAGGGAGAGAGAGAGGGGAGACAGGAAGAUGAGAAGGCAUUUCGAAGAUUAUAUAUGCCAUGCAUACUUAAUAUACGAUUGUGUUGAAGAAGUGUGUGAAGAUUGUGCCGCCAUUCAUCAUUUCCUUAAGCACCUGGGAUUUACAGUGGGUUUAUUAUACGUCAUCAGUGUCUCGCGUGCUGCACGGUCCACUCGUUCACGAUUCCGCAGCACACCAUCUUCAUUUCGUAAGAUUCGCCGUGAAUUUUCAUUCAGGACGAUAUAAAGCGAAUACCGCUCGUGACGUACGCGCAAAACGUGUGUUAACGACUGCUCGACAACGGCGGUGUAUUAUCCAAAGUUUGGUUUUGCUUCUUUUAUGCUUUUACUUGAUAAGUAUGUCGAUUGUGGGGUAAACGAACAUAUAGUGUGUAUUCGUUCCGAAUUUGUCAACAAGAAGAACGUCGGAGUAUAUCGGAACUUUGCGACUAAGGUGAUGGACAUAUAGCAAUUCUUCUUCGUUAUACUUUUAGUAACUUUCCGUAAUUUUAACAAAGAGGCACUAAUUGUAAUGUCGACAGCAUUGUCUCGGAUUCUAUUCAUGGAAUAGAUUUCCUAAUUUUGCACAUUUUUAGGGCUAUAAGUGAGAAAAAGUUUCUAGAGCAAUGCUUCUUCCAAUGAUUCCAGAGUCACGUGUUAGCUGAUAUAUCACAUACAGACAAAAUGUGGGUAAAUGUUACUGAAAAGAACACGGAAUAAUCAGCACUGCAGUGAAGAUCGUCGUGUAUAAUAAUGCAAGUCCAUGUGGAGGAAAAUGUGCAAAGUUAGAGAAGCUACUGUAUAUUGUAUUCAUGUGAAGAGUGUAUCUGUAUUUAUUUGCGCUCAUUGGUCAAGUUUUCAGAAAUUAAAGUAAGGUUUUAAGCGAUGAUUAUCGUCGACUAUUAUUGCUUUACGUUAAUUAUCGACUUCUGCAUAAUUUCUGUACGAAAGUUAUUAGCAUUAUCACUUCAAUAAGAAUUGCGCGAUUUGAUUGGAUCCGAGUGGUAUUUUGAAUUGUAUAUUCGAAAUAAGUUCGAUAUCUGCACAGGUGUGCUCUCAUAUAAAAAAAAAUAUUGACAGAAAAAAAAAAA
This is a messenger RNA of Linepithema humile (Argentine ant), 4991 nucleotides long. Its product is annotated as zinc finger protein 271. Gene Ontology annotation, biological process: regulation of transcription by RNA polymerase II. The record is from RefSeq and is a predicted model, not a curated record. Gene Ontology annotation, cellular component: nucleus. Lineage: Eukaryota; Metazoa; Arthropoda; Insecta; Hymenoptera; Formicidae. Gene Ontology annotation, molecular function: DNA-binding transcription factor activity, RNA polymerase II-specific; RNA polymerase II cis-regulatory region sequence-specific DNA binding.